Messenger RNA from Trichosurus vulpecula (common brushtail), 903 nucleotides. Its product is annotated as taste receptor type 2 member 134-like. The transcript has a single exon. Gene Ontology annotation, cellular component: membrane. Gene Ontology annotation, biological process: sensory perception of taste; G protein-coupled receptor signaling pathway; detection of chemical stimulus involved in sensory perception of bitter taste. Gene Ontology annotation, molecular function: G protein-coupled receptor activity; bitter taste receptor activity. The coding region runs from base 1 to 903 and encodes 300 amino acids. NCBI's taxonomy places the organism in Eukaryota, Metazoa, Chordata, Mammalia, Diprotodontia, Phalangeridae. The record is from RefSeq and is a predicted model, not a curated record.
AUGCCCAGCCUACUCAUUCUCUUCUUCAUGAUCUUCUUUCUCUUGGAGUCUAUGGCAGGAAUCAUAGAAAAUGGUUUCAUCAUCAUAGUACUGGGCAGGGAGUGGGUGCAAUAUUGGAGCCUGCCCCCUGGGGACAUGAUCUUGGCCAGCCUGGGUAUCUCCCGGUUCUUUCUACAGUGGACAGCAGUUCUUAGCAACUUCUACACAUAUUUCUUCUCAAUUAAUGGCACUAUAUACACUAGCAUUUUUUGGAAUUUUACUAAUGCGACCACAUUCUGGUUCACCACCUGGCUUGCUGUUUUCUACUGUGUGAAGAUUUCUUCCUUCACUCACCCCAUCUUCCUCUGGCUGAAGUGGAGAAUUUCCCGAUUUGUCCCCUGGCUACUGUUGUGGUCCCUACUGAUAUCCACAUCGAUAUUGAUCCCGUCUUUGGUAAAGACCUAUCUUGUUUUCCAACUGCCAGUUGGUGGGAAUUACUCAGGAAAGAUCACUUUGGAUGAUAGGGCACUUGCAUUCCAUAUGAAAUUUUUCCUACCAUUGCAAAUGUUUAUUUUGUUAAUUCCUUUUUUCUUCUUCCUUGCCUCCACCAUCUUGCUCAUUUCCUCCCUGUGCCGACACUUGAGAAACAUGCAGCACCAUAGUGCUGGUCCUUGGGAUUCGAGUAUGCAGGUCCACAUCACAACCCUGAAGUCACUCUUCUUCUUUCUCAUUGUCUGUAUGUCAUAUGUUAUGCCUGUUAUCUUCCACAUUACUGUACCUUUUUCGGUUUGCAGCUCUCAGUAUUGGAUCUGGGAGGUAGUGACCUAUGCUGGCAUCUCCAUCCAUCCUGCCUUCCUGAUCCUGAACAGCUCAAAACUGAGAAUGGCUCUGAAGAAGAUGCUGCAUUAUCAUGAGGCUGCAUGA